This is a messenger RNA of Mustela lutreola (European mink), 1001 nucleotides long. RefSeq names its product high mobility group AT-hook 2 (gene HMGA2). Gene Ontology annotation, cellular component: nucleus; chromatin. NCBI's taxonomy places the organism in Eukaryota, Metazoa, Chordata, Mammalia, Carnivora, Mustelidae. The record is from RefSeq and is a predicted model, not a curated record. The transcript has 5 exons. Bases 522 to 782 code for a protein of 86 amino acids. Gene Ontology annotation, biological process: regulation of DNA-templated transcription. Gene Ontology annotation, molecular function: transcription coregulator activity; DNA binding.
UGGCUCUGGGGCGGUCGCAUUCCCGCGCCUUACUAGGACAACCGCCCAGCGGCGACCUCGGGCGGCAGGCGGGACGAGGCCGGCAGCGAGCCGUCCCGGGAUCCCCGGCCUGUCCCUUUAACCCCGCCGCCGGGCGGGAGCACGUGAGCGGAGCUUCGGGUGGCACCCGGGCGCCGCCGCCGCCGAGGCAGUUGUAUUUCGAACGCUGCCUCUGGCCCGCGGCCAGGCGCCUUGGCUCGGCGGUCCGCCUGGCCUCCCUCCUCCUCAUACUUUUCCUCCUGCGCAGCCCCCUCCCAUUUAUCCGCCCACGAUUAGAGCCGCUGGACGUCCGGUGUUGAUGGUGGCAGCGGCGGCAGCCUGAGCAGCAGCAGCCCUCGCAGCGCGCCAGCUCCUCGCCCACCCUGCCUCAUCCUCCAGCCCUACCGCCCGAUCUCCCGAAAGGUGCCCGGCACAUUCGGGGCGGCGGCGGCGAAGCGGCGGCGGCGGCAGCGGUAGCGGCGGCGGCGGCGGCGGGAGGCAGGAUGAGCGCACGCGGUGAAGGCGCCGGGCAGCCGUCCACUUCAGCCCAGGGACAACCUGCCGCCCCGGCGCCUCAGAAGAGAGGACGCGGCCGACCCAGGAAGCAGCAGCAAGAGCCAACCGGUGAGCCCUCUCCUAAGAGACCCAGGGGAAGACCCAAAGGCAGCAAAAACAAGAGUCCCUCCAAAGCAGCUCAAAAGAAAGCAGAAGGCACUGGAGAAAAACGGCCAAGAGGCAGACCUAGAAAAUGGGGAUACAAAUGAAGAAAUGAGAAACUUGAAGAUAAACGAGAGGCAGAGUUUCCUGACAGCAUGAUGUACUGACGUCGGGUACGUCUUCUGAUGUAGGCGCAUGGAAUGCCAUUAUUAAAUCUGCCAGGUCUCCAUUUAGUUCCAUCCAUUUCUAAUGUGCCUGUUAGGCUAUUGCCUCCCUGGGAGCAUAACAAUUAAACAACUAUUGAGUUAAGUAAAUAGAAAAACCUA